AUGUAUUGUUAUGGUGGCUAUGGUGGUUGUGGUGGUAUUGCUAUUGGUGGUGGUAUUGCUAUUGCUAUUGCUAUUGCUAUUGCUAUUGCUAUUGCUAUUGCUAUUGCUAUUGCUAUUGCUAUUGCUAUUGCUAUUGCUAUUGCUAUUGCUAUUGCUAUUGCUAUUGCUAUUGGCAUUGGUAUUGGCAUUGGCAUUGGUAUUAGUAUUGCUAUUGGUGGUUUAGAAUUUGGUUUUGGUUUUUUAAAAUUGGAUUGUUGUCAUUGUUGA
Dictyostelium discoideum AX4 is the source of this 267-nucleotide messenger RNA. RefSeq lists its product as hypothetical. The transcript has a single exon. Bases 1 to 267 code for a protein of 88 amino acids. The record is from RefSeq and is a predicted model, not a curated record. NCBI's taxonomy places the organism in Eukaryota, Evosea, Eumycetozoa, Dictyosteliales, Dictyosteliaceae.